AUGCUAAUUAUUCCCUUCAUUUUGGGGCUAUCCCUGUGGAGCUCUGACUCGGAGGCCAAGCGGGGAGUCUUUGCCGAUCUGCAUGACAAAACAUUUGAGAUGCUGAUCGCCGGCGGCCACAUACCGGACAGUGGGGCUCUGGUCAGGCACAUUGUCUCCAUACGAACCCUCAACUAUAUUGAAUUCCGUGGUGACAAUCACUUUUGCAGCGGCGUUUUGGUCAGCAGUCGGGCGGUGCUGACUGCCGCCCACUGCGUCACUGACUGGUUCAAGGCGGCCAUGAACCCGCGCUCACUGCUCAUCGUCUUUGGCAACACGCAGCGGCUGGGCUUCUACGAGAUUGAGGAAUGCCGACGCGUGGACCGUCUGGUGCUGCAUCCCGACUACAAACGCUACAAGGAGAACGAUCUGGCGGUGCUCCAACUGAGCAAGCGCAUACCCAGCAACAUGAUCAAUGUGCGGCCCAUGCUGAUGCGGCACCGCUCCCGUGUCACCGUGGGCAUGCGCUGCCUCACCAUGGGCUGGGGACAGGUGUAUCCGCACGGCCCCUACUCAAAUCUAAUCAUCUAUCUGGAUGUGGUGAUCCGUAACCACAGUUUCUGCGAGGGCAAGGUGCCAUCGUACAACAGACGCGGACAUCUGUGCGCUGAGCCCGAUGCCUAUGGCGCAUUCUGUCCCGGCGACAUGGGUGGGCCGCUGAUAUGCAGCGACUGGCUGGCUGGCAUCAUUGGUGGCUCGAAUCUCUGCGAGGGCGGCAAGGCCUUGAAGUUUACAAAUUACUCGUACCACGAAAAGUGGAUCCAAGGCACGGUGCUCGCUCUCACAGGAGAGGCAAACGAUCGAUUAUCUGCGGCUGCCACGCUGCUGCUAUUCUCCCUCUUGAUCAGCAGCUCAUAA
Molecule: messenger RNA, 897 nt
Organism: Drosophila subobscura
Lineage: Eukaryota; Metazoa; Arthropoda; Insecta; Diptera; Drosophilidae
Product: ovochymase-1
Exons: 3
Coding region: 1-897 (298 amino acids)
Biological process (GO): proteolysis
Molecular function (GO): serine-type endopeptidase activity
Source: RefSeq, a predicted model, not a curated record